CCAAAGAUUACCAAAAUGAACUACGGCUCGAGUAUCCAAACAAGCAGAGGCUUUGGUGGCUAUAGAUCAUCCAGUUGCGGAGAGGGAUCCUUACUUCGUUUUUUGGGGCCCAACUUUGUUCUGGCAGUUGUCCUCACCCUGCUCUGGGCAAUAGCAUGUGGUUUACAGUUUCUACUUCUCGUACAAGCUCUACUAACUGUUAAACAUUCAAGAGACAGUCACACAUCGUUUCUGGUGGCAGUGAUUCAACUAGUGCUGUCGACUCUGACGCUGCUAGCCGUGUUACUGGUGCUUCGCAUAGAUUGCAUCUACGACCCGGACUGACCCGAGGCGAUGGGCAUUCACGCCGGCGAGUACGGUGGCUCGGCCACUGGUGUCUCCAUGGUGCCACUAGCCUCCAGCUCCUCUGACAAGCCUGAGCGCAAUGACUAGAUGCAAUCAUAGAGAAAAUAUAGCAUAGAACUUAUAUGCUAUCUUCUUUACAGUAUAUGGUGCAAUAUAUUAUAAACAAGAGAGAUUCAAACUCACGAUCUGUUCAAUUCCAUCAAUUUUAUUUUUUUAAUCAAUUCAUUUUUUCAUCCAUUUUUUAUCAAUUUUAUUCCAUCAGGAACUGCGAUUAUCAGAUAAUAAUGUUUUAUAAUUCAACAACUUGCAGACUUUCUUCAAACUUCUUGGUUUGAAAGUUAGCUUACUCACUUUGACACUUUCAAGGUAUGGUACUCAAGUUGUCAGAGUAACUUUGAAAAGUUGCUCAAGUAUUGUCAAAUUGGCUACCAGUAUCAAUACCUACUAUUACAAGUAAUAGUAGGUAUUGAUACUGGUAGCCUAAAAUUUGAACCUUGAAGUUUGAGAAAUAAACUGCUAUAGUGAGGUCCACGUUAUAAUGGCAGUGGAUGAAGAUAGAAGAAUAGCGAUGCCGAUUCUCUGCAUUAAUCAAUUAUAUUUCUACACUGUCAAAAACAUAAUUGGCAUCGUUGUGGACCUAGAAAAGGAUAGUACCACCGGUUUUGUUGAAUGAUAGACUAGGAUAGCAAAACCAAAGUUGAUCAAAUACUGUCAUUAUAACGUGGACCGCACUAUAGUCUUUUAUUUAUAAAAAUGAGCUAUUUCAUCUCUACCACUGAAUGGUACUAAAUCAGGCCUUAUCACAAUAUUAUUAAUUUUUUCAAUUGUUAUCUACAUCGAUUCAAUUCCAAUUGAAUAAUCGAAGGAUUUUCUAAUGAGUGUAGAGAUUAAAAAAUACGAUCCAAUCAAUUUCUACCACUCAUUGAGUCUAAAUCACGCCUUAUCACAAUUUUAUUCAUUUGUAUUAAUAAUCUACAUCAAUCUAAUUUGAAUUGAAUAAUCGAAGGAUCUCUUAAUGAUUAAAAAAAACAAUCUUCCCAAUUUCUACUACACGGUACCUACUGAUUGACUCUAAAUCACGCCUCAUCAUAAUUAAAAAUUAGCAUAUUGAUUUGUAUAAAUGUUAUCUACAUCAAUCUUAUUCCAAUGAAUAAUUGAUUAUAUAUGUAUAUUAUAUAAUAUAAUAUUUACAAGUAUCGAAGUAAUAAAUUAUUAAUUAUCUAUUAUAUCA
Messenger RNA from Nilaparvata lugens (brown planthopper), 1576 nucleotides. RefSeq lists its product as uncharacterized. The record is from RefSeq and is a predicted model, not a curated record. Bases 16 to 324 code for a protein of 102 amino acids. The transcript is spliced from 3 exons. Lineage: Eukaryota; Metazoa; Arthropoda; Insecta; Hemiptera; Delphacidae.